AUGCCCUUUCUCUCCUUUUCCAUAGACGCCGUGUUUUCGCCAGCUUUCAUCAAGUCGUCAUUCAGAAAGGCGGGUCUUAUCCCAUUUAACCCGGACAUGAUAGACAAGAGCAUGCUGGUACCAGAGGAUUUUCAGAAGAAGAAAGUUCCAAGUGCUUUGACCAAUCCUGGCCCUUCGAUAUGCAACCCCUCCACAGAAGAUUCAGUACAGGAAGCAACAUCACAGACAGCAAUUAGUAUCCAGUCAAACGUAUGCAAGGAGUGUGGUGCUUCCAAAGCUCCACAUCCCCUUAUUUCCGUCCAAAAGCUACCAAAGGAGCUGCAAAGUGUAUUUAUCGUUCCUUUAUCUAGCCAGCCACCAAAAAAGAAAAGAAAAGUAGUGACUGAAGCUCGGAUAAUCACUGGAGACAAAAUGCUAGAGCAGCUUGAAUUUAAGGAAAAGGAAGAAGACGAAAAAAGGGCAGGAAUUGAAAGAAGAAAAAAGGAAAGAGAAGAAAAAAGAAGACAACGAAGAAAAGAAACAGGGAAAGGGAAAAGCAAAGUCAAUGGCGAGAAGGAACGAAAAACAGUUCGACAAGAAAAGGGCAGAUACAGAUAG
Molecule: messenger RNA, 597 nt
Organism: Pecten maximus
Lineage: Eukaryota; Metazoa; Mollusca; Bivalvia; Pectinida; Pectinidae
Product: heavy metal-associated isoprenylated plant protein 4-like
Exons: 3
Coding region: 1-597 (198 amino acids)
Source: RefSeq, a predicted model, not a curated record